AUGGAUAGCUUACAGAAGGCAGUGGAUUUCUACAUCCGCUACCAGACCACUCUGAGUUUCAGCAUUGUGUCCCUGCUGACGGCUGCCAGCGAGCGCAUCUUCUCAUCUGUGGUGUUCAAGUGUCCCUGCAACUCUGAGAACCUGGUGUAUGGUUAUUCCUUCCUCUUAGUGCCUGCCUUCGUCCUCUUGCUGCUUGGCUACAUGAUGAAUACCAGGACAUGGCGCCUGUUUACAGGCAUGUGCUCUCCGGAGAAGCAUCUCCAAUACUGUUCCUGGCGAACCUGGGCCCACUUCUGCCAGCUGUUUGUGCCGAUGACAGUCAAGGUCUCGGUGGCCCCGUUCACUUGGAUAGCGGUGGCCCUGCUCGGAGCCAACUUCUACGAGUGUGCGGCCAGCGGGAGCAACAUGACAGCACACCUCUUCUGUAAAAAUAACACAAAUUACAGCCAAGAGCAGCUUUACAAAAUGCCCUGUGAUGAGGAGUUAUCAGCAGCAAUGUCAAGUGUAUGCCUCAGCUUUCAUGCACAGUCCCAGCUGAUAGGAUGGUUCCUGAUAGCCAGCAUCAUGACUGUGGCACUGAUUUCAACAUGUGUCACCCACUGCUUCGCCCCCGUCAGCUACCUUCAGUUCAAGUUCUGGAAAAUUUACUCAAGAAAAGAACAUAAACACUUUGAGAUCAAAGCCAAAGAGCAUGCAACCAAGCUAGCAGAAAGAAAUACAAAUUGCUUUUUUGAAGCCACUGACCCAGCACCAUUUCAUACCCCCAGCAACAAAGACUGGCAGAAGGUUUCAGUUUCAUAUACCUUUAAUCCACAAGAGCAGUAUUACAGCAUGUUACACAAGUAUGUGAACACCAACAGAGGCAAUGACGCUGAAUUCAAGGAAGAAGGUCAGCGUCUCAGUGUUUUUUAA
Messenger RNA from Camarhynchus parvulus, 912 nucleotides. RefSeq names its product calcium homeostasis modulator protein 6-like. Gene Ontology annotation, molecular function: monoatomic cation channel activity. The record is from RefSeq and is a predicted model, not a curated record. The transcript is spliced from 2 exons. Bases 1 to 912 code for a protein of 303 amino acids. Lineage: Eukaryota; Metazoa; Chordata; Aves; Passeriformes; Thraupidae.